Aspergillus mulundensis is the source of this 945-nucleotide messenger RNA. RefSeq names its product DUF3632 domain-containing protein. The coding region runs from base 1 to 945 and encodes 314 amino acids. Lineage: Eukaryota; Fungi; Ascomycota; Eurotiomycetes; Eurotiales; Aspergillaceae. The transcript has a single exon. The record is from RefSeq and is a predicted model, not a curated record.
AUGGCCACUUUUUUCGAUAUCCCCGGCAGCAACCCCCCAACCCCCUUUUCCGCUCCCAUUCAAGCUCUUCUCGCUUCAACGCCCCCUUCCUCGACGCCAGACGAAACGGCCUCUCACAUAGUUGACGCCGUGACUUCUUCUCCAGACCCCUCAAGCGCCCUGUGGCAGCUGUGGGAUGCCUUCUUCACGACUGUUGUCAAUUCAGCCUCCCACGGACCUCACCUUGCCUUCCUCGACGCUCUACGCGCGCAGCCACCAACCCAGCCCACGCACGUGCGCGCAGCCACCGACGCCGAGUCUUAUCUCCGCAGUUAUCUUGGCCCCGACGGGAAACUCCGUUGGUCAAAGCUGCCUCGUUUCGACUGGCAGUGGCGAGACGACCACGAUAUCCUUGAGGCCUGGCGCGCCUGGGACGGCAUUCGCGAAGACAGCGCGAUCGGCACCAUCACCUCGAAGCUAGAACGUACUCCUGCCGAGCUCUUUCUCCGGUUCAUCGACUUUUCGACGGCGCUGCUGGAAGUGAACCAUCUGAGAGGCGGAAACGGCGUAAGCUCUAUCAGUGUCUUCUAUGCUUGCCGCAACGUCCUGGAGCGUGAUGUCGGACAUUCCGGACUGCCCCGGCCAGACAGAACGGUGCAUGUCAUCUCGCCGGAUGAGCUGUGGACGCUUGAUGUCCGGGUGGCGGCGACUUGGAUGCGCGAUGGUGGACUGGCGCUGUGGGAGGCGGACGGUGAGGAUUUCCGCAGGCAUUAUGCUGCGACACUGGAGUUUAAGACGGAUCUGUGGCCGAGGGAGGAUGGACUGGCUAGGGAGCGGUGGGAGUUAUGGGGAAGAAGACUGCGGGAGUUGAGUACGGAUGGGAGUCUCGACGAGGAGACUAGGGCUGUGGUUGUGGAGGCUGCUGGGGUGGUUACUCGUCUUUUGGAGGAAACUGACGGGCCUUGA